GUUAACCAUGGCAACAACUCUAGGAAUACCCUCAGAAAUCCCACGAAAUGAAAAGGAAAAUUAUUUUCGCAUGCGGCUGCUCUUAGAACGUGCAACCGACGUGCUUCGAGAUGUUCUCAGGACUCAGCUACAAGCAGCUUAUCCAGGACUAUUUGAUCCCAGUAAAACUGACAAACUGUUUGAUAUACUUGACAAUCAACAAGUUAAGCACUCCUUGCUACUAUUGAAAAAGAGAAAGGUAAUUAACUCGAGUCAAAUGAAACUCCUGUACCCCUCUGGCACCCCUUCAGCAACUGUGACAACGCAGGAUUUAGAUAUUACACUUGCAGUUGUUUUACUAAGAAACAUCACCAAUCUGAACCCUCGUGCUAAAUGGGAAAACCCACCAGCUUCAGAUACAUCCAUAGAGGCCAACAUCGGUAGAGUGAAGACCUACCGCAAUAACCACAUGCAUGGAAGCCCUGGGAUCAAUGACACAGUAUUUCAGGCAGAGUUUAAUGCCUUCAAACACGUGUUGCUGUCACUAUCACCAAUAUAUACCAGUGAUGAUUACGAAAAACUUCUUAUUGUACCACUGGAGGCUAAAGUUGCCCCAUGUCAGCUCCUCUCAGUACAGCUACCAGGAAAACUUGCUGACCUAAAAGGCCGUGAAGAUUUGGUACAGCAAAUACAGCAGCACAUUGCAGGUGAAACCCGACUUGUUCUUCUAACUGGGAUGGGGGGCAUUGGGAAGACAUCGGUGGCUAUCGAGGUCGGGCAUCGCAAGCAAAAUGUUCUGUAUAUUGAUAUGAGACAAGUCACCAACCUAGAAUCUGUGAAGUUAUCUCUAGUUCAGUACUUCCACCCUACACGAUCCCUGAAAGAUUUAUACAGUGACUAUCACAAUAUAUUGACACAGACUUUUUCUAGUUCAACUUCAAACACUGUUAUAAUUUUUGAUAACAAUGAUGAGGUCAUUAAGUCCAGUUUGCAAGAAUUCCAUAACUUGGUGCAAACCAUUUUGAAUUCAACAAAGCAUAUCACUUUACUAUGUACCAGUCGUGAAGCAUUCAGUCUUGUAUCACAUAAGAUGGCUGUUGUAGAGGUACCCCCCCUUGAUAAGGCACCCUCCAUUGGUAUCCUUUGGGAAGGAAAACCCAAUAGUCCCACUGAUAGUGAAUCAUUAGUGUUAGGUGAAAUAGCGGAGAAAUGCGGGGGGAACCCCCUUGCACUCAAAUUAUUAGCAGUUCAACUCAAGAAAAAAAAUGCACAGAGAGUAUUAGAUAGGAUGAAAAACAAAAAUGUUAUCGAAAGCCUUAAGGUUGCAAAUCUUCCAGCUUCUCAAGAAAUGAUGGCAUGCCUGGACAUGUCUUAUGAAACACUGAAUACUGAAGAACAGAAAGUUUUUCGGGCUUUGCACAUAUUUCCUGUGCCAUUUUCCUUGGAAGAAGUUUCAGAAAUGUUAGAAAUAGAUGAGGAUGAAUGCGAAUCUAUCCUUGACAGUCUUUGCAACAAAUCCCUCUUAAGUGUAGACCCAAGUUUCUAUGACUUCCAUCCCUUAUUAAGAGCUUAUGCAGCGUUUCAAGCACAGAAAUAUCCAAAUGAAAUAGAACACAUACAAGAAGCGUACUGUAAACAUUACAUGAAGCAAACGCCUCUUCUGGUAUCCGAAUUUGAUACCCUUUCCUCCAAGGAAACGUAUGAAAAGGCCCUAAAAAUACUUCCACACCUGAAAUUUAUAGCUUGUUUGCUAUCUGAUCAACUCGGCAACAAAAAACUUCAUGAUAAAGAAAUAAGAUUAAGAUUUUUAAAAUCACAAAAUCUGUUUGUAAUUGCAUGUGUAUUUCAAAAUCUUUUCUUGUAUGCAGAGGCAAUAACAUAUUAUGAGAAAUCUCUUGAAGUUAAAAAAGAAAUACUUGGUGAGAAACACCCUGAUACUGCUUUGACAUACCAGAACAUUGGCAGUGUACUAAGUAAGAUGGGUAGGUUUGCAGAGGCACUUCUAUAUCAUAAGAAAUCGCUUUUAAUCAACAAAGAAAUACAUGGUGACAAACACCCUAAUACUGCAGCACAAUACCAAAAUAUUGGCAAUGCACUAUGUAACAUGGGUAAGCCCGCAGAGGGACUUACAUAUUAUGAAAAAUCUAUUGGAAUCAUGGAAGAAAUACUUGGUGAGAAACACCCUGAUACUGCAGUGGCAUACCAGAAUAUUGCCACUGCACUAUGCGACAUGGGUAAGUACGCAGAGGCAUUUACAUAUUUUGAGAAAUCUCUUGGAAUCAUGAAAGAAAUCCUUGGUGAGAAACACACUAAAACUGCUACGACAUACGUGAACAUUGGCGUUGCACUAUAUUUCAUGGGUAAGUACGCAGAGGCACUUCCAUAUUAUGAGCAAUCUCUUGGAAUCAUGAAAGAAAUACUUGGUGACAAACACCCUGAUACCGCAGCGACAUAUCAGGAUAUAGGCAAUGCACUACGUCGCAUGGGUAAGUACGCAGAGGCACUUACAUACUAUGAGAAAUCCCUUGAAAUUAAGAAAGAAAUACUUGGUGAGAAACACACUGAUACUGCCGUGACAUACAUGAAUAUUGGCACUGCACUAUGUUUCAUCGGUAAUUACAUAGAGGCACUUACAAAUUAUGAGAAAUCUCGUGAAGUCUAUGUAGAGCAUUUUGGUGCCAUGCAUCCCAAAACCAUGAGUCUCGAUAGUUUUGUGCGUGAUGUAAAAAGAGGCAUAUUAAUGAUAGUAAUCAUGAAUAUGAGCAAAUACAUUGCCACUGAAUUGAUUGUCAAAGGAGAAUAUGGUCAGGGUGAUCGAUUCUUAAGUUUUAUUGGUUGGGAUUUCAAGCUCUAUUACAAAUUUUAGACAUAUGGAAGCUCCAACUUUUUUUCACAUGAAUGGUGGCAAUAAUUUGUAUUACUGUUGGAAUAUUCACCAUAAAAUUAGAGAUGAUAUGAUAGAUGAUGCAUUUUUUAAAUCCAUGUUUGCAAUGUUUAAAUCAAUUUUGAAUUAAUUUGUACCAAUUAUCCCUGCCCAACGUGUUGAGCCUUGUCAUCACGCCAAACACCAUUCUGUAUGAUUAUAAGAUUUUCAGGCAUCUUAUCUGAACACAAAUUGGGACAAAAUAUUGAGGUCUUCAUCUCUGUAUCACUGGCCAUUCAAAUUUCCACCAAACACUACGAGUUCUGUCCGGAAAUAACAAUUUAUGCCCACCCAAACAAUAACACUGAUACAUUUGCAACGGUCAAAACAAAGACUUAACGUUUUUUUUUUUUUU
Messenger RNA from Lingula anatina, 3257 nucleotides. RefSeq lists its product as uncharacterized. Gene Ontology annotation, molecular function: protein binding; ADP binding. NCBI's taxonomy places the organism in Eukaryota, Metazoa, Brachiopoda, Lingulata, Lingulida, Lingulidae. The record is from RefSeq and is a predicted model, not a curated record.